Messenger RNA from Mus musculus (house mouse), 1880 nucleotides. Its product is annotated as sp110 nuclear body protein-like. The coding region runs from base 96 to 1514 and encodes 472 amino acids. The transcript has 11 exons. Lineage: Eukaryota; Metazoa; Chordata; Mammalia; Rodentia; Muridae. The record is from RefSeq and is a predicted model, not a curated record.
UCUCCUCUACCAAUGGAUCUUUUAGCAAGACUUUGCUCUGUAGACAGCUAAGGGAUGCUUGAAGACUAGGGUGUCUACCUUUGAGAAUCCAUUUUAUGCAGAGAGCCACUCCCCAUGCUCCUGAGAACUUUUGCCUGUCUUCUCAGCCUGCCUCUUUUUAUAGGAUGUUCACUCUGACCAAAGCCUUGGAAAAGGCUCUUCUCCAGCAUUUCAUAUACAUGAAGGUGAACAUCGCCUAUGCCAUCAACAAGCCAUUCCCCUUCUUCGAAGCGCUCCGGGACAAAUCCUUCAUCACUGAGAGAAUGUACAAGGAAUCUCUGGAAGCCUGUCUAAAUCUGGUCCCUCUGUCCAAAGUGGUGUACAAUAUUCUCAGCAGUCUGGAGCAGACUUUCCACCCGUCAGUGCUGCUGACGUUGUUCAGCAAGGUCAACCUCCGGGAAUACCCCAGCCUGGUGGCAAUUUUCAGAAGCUUCAGAAACGUUGGUUAUACCUACGAAGAGAAAAACAGACCCCCACUGACCCUGCUUGAAGACCUGGCCAACCCAGCAGAAGGGUGCUCCCUUCAGACACUGCUGCCACCACCCCGACCCCAGAUAUCGCUGCCAAGUCAUCUGUCCUCAGCACCGAGAGUCUGUGACCCCAGAGCAACCACACAGCCAAUCAUUGAGAUCCUGGAUGAGCAGCCCAGUCCUUCUCCCCGAGCUGUGCCUCUCCCUGGCUGCAUUCAGGAAGGAAAAACCACUCCAGUGUCCUCCAGAGAUCACCAGAGAAAAGAUAAGGAAGACUCUCGAGAGAUGCCCCACAGUCCCUCAGGACCCGAGUCAGUGGUAAAAGAUGACUCUCCAGCAGCAAAUGACCUGGAAAUGGCCCAGGAAGUACCCUGCACACCUGCAAACAAGAAAGCAAGAAGAAAAAAACAUCCGAACUGGUCAAAUUCCAAAAGAAGACAGCAGAAAAAAAAGCCCCGUCAAGAUGAGAUGAUGGUCGUCUCAGCAGGAGUGGCCUCACCUGGACAUGGAGUUCAAGAGAAGCUCAAGGCGGUGAGCAGGAGGACUUUGUGGAAAGAUGACUCAUCUACGAACGUGAAGGAGGUGACCAAGACACAGAGAGCAAGGAUGAGGCAUGCCCAGACAUCCAAUUCACAAGAGAUCAGCAAAGAGGCAUCAAAAACAAGUGGUAGAAAGAGGCCCAGCACAGCACGAAGAACCACACAAGUUCCAGAGAAGACCAAGAAUGACGCUGUGGAUUUCACUCCCACACUCCCUGUGACCUGUGGUAAGGCCAAAGGGACUUUGUUCCAAGAGAAACUGAAGCAAGGAGCCUCAAAAAAGUGCAUUCAGAAUGAGGCAGGAGAUUGGCUCACUGUAAAGGAAUUUUUAAAUGAAGGGAGAAGGGCCACAUCAAAAGCCUGGAAGGGCGUUAUAUGUUGUAACGGGGCGACAUUAAGACAUCUGGAGCAGAAAGGACUUUUGUUCUGUACCUCCAAGAGUAAACCUCAAAAGAAGGGUGCCUAGCAGAUGAACUCCUGACCUGAUAUGUGCUCAGCGUCUUUGCUCGCUCGCACUCUGUCUCUGUCUCUCUGUCUCUCUCUGUCUCUCUCUGUCUCUCUGUCUCUGUCUCUGUCUCUGUCUCUCUCUCUCUCUCUCUCUCUCUCUCUCUCUCUCUCUCUCUCUCUCUCUUUGUGUAUCUGAACUUUGCCUUUGAGCCUCUGAGUGUCCCAGCUCUGAGGUCCUUCGUAGUUGUGGUCCUCAUCACAACUGACCCAGCACUGGGGUACAUGCUCACGAUGUCCUUGUUCACAGCUGACUUACAAUGGCAAAGUGCAUGAAUACUAGACAGUAAAAAUAAAGCUGUUGGUGUCUCUGUGCGUUUGAAAACUA